This is a messenger RNA of Cavia porcellus (domestic guinea pig), 17902 nucleotides long. It is a transcript of the gene Rad18, whose product is annotated as RAD18 E3 ubiquitin protein ligase. The transcript is spliced from 14 exons. Gene Ontology annotation, biological process: DNA damage tolerance; protein monoubiquitination. Lineage: Eukaryota; Metazoa; Chordata; Mammalia; Rodentia; Caviidae. Gene Ontology annotation, molecular function: ubiquitin protein ligase activity; single-stranded DNA binding. Gene Ontology annotation, cellular component: nucleus; Rad6-Rad18 complex. The record is from RefSeq and is a predicted model, not a curated record. The coding region runs from base 431 to 1912 and encodes 493 amino acids.
CACUUGGCGGCCAGGACUCAAAGGUGAAUGGCGUGGCCCCGGAGGCAGUGGCUUGGUUCCUGCUGACUCUGUCCUCAUGGUUGAAUGAGGAGGAUGUAUUUCCCUCCCUGCCACUGUCUCCUUCUUUCCCCAUUCUUCCUUUGCUCUUUUGUUUGGCAGUACUGGUGACCGCACCCAGGCCCUCGCACAUACCAGGCAACCUGCUGUGGGAUUUAAAAACCACCACUUCGGCCCAGAUCGGCAGCGCGGAAGUCCUGCGCAUGCGCAGUGCCGCACCUUCGCCUGCGCUCCACCUGCGCACUACAACUCCCCGCAGGCUCCGCGCUCGUCUCAGGCGUCGCGGGCUGCUGACGUGAACAUCAGCGCGGGGAAUUUCGAGUGGAGUCCCGCGCAGGAGGCCAGUGGGUCCCCGGUAUCCUCCUGGGCGAUCAUGGAACCCCUGGAUGAGCCUCGGUGGCCUCCGGGUCUGGCAGUCAUGAGGACAGUAGAUGAUUUGCUGCGAUGUGGAAUUUGUUUUGAAUAUUUCAACAUUGCAAUGAUAAUUCCUCAGUGUUCACAUAACUAUUGUUCCCUCUGUAUCAGAAAGUUUCUGUCAUAUAAAACCCAGUGUCCAACUUGUUGUGUGACGGUCACAGAGCCAGACCUGAAAAAUAACCGCCUACUGGAUGAACUGGUAAAGAGCUUGAAACUUGCACGGAAUCAUCUGUUGCAGUUUGCCUUAGAGUCACUACCCAUAUCUCCUGCUUCUUCCUCAAAGAAGCUGGCUGUUAAAGUACAGAGUCCUGGAGCCUUCAAACAUUCUUUAAAGCAGGGCAACACAUUAAUGGACAAGUUUUUGAUCAGAGAAACUGGUGGUUCUACAUCAGAGUUGUUGAUAAAAGAAAAUGACAGCAAAUUCAGCCAUGGAAGAGAGGCAAGCCCUUCUAUAGAGACCAAAGACACAUGUUUUGUAGAAAACAUGACACCUGGCUACUCAGACACUAACAGGCCUGAGAUACCCUCUACAUCUUUUUUGAAACAAGUUGUUAAAGUGGAUUGCCCUGUUUGCAGUGUUAGCAUCCCAGAAAAUCACAUUAAUAAGCACUUAGACAGCUGUUUGUCUCGCGAGGAGAAGAAGGACAGCCUCAGAAGUUCUGCUCAGAAAAGGAAGCAGCUGCCCAAAACCGUGUAUAACUUACUCUCUGAUCGUGAUUUAAAGAAAAAGCUAAAAGAGCAUGGAUUAUCUACUCAUGGAAAUAAACAGCAGCUCAUUAAAAGGCACCAAGAAUUUGUCCACAUGUAUAAUGCCCAGUGUGAUGCUUUGCAUCCUAAGUCAGCUGCUGAGAUAGUCGAAGAGAUUGAAAACAUGGAGAAAACCAGGAUGCGUCUUGAAGCAAGUAAACUCAAUGAAAGUGCUAUGGCUUUUACAAAGGACCAAACAGAAGAAGAAAUAGAUGAAAUUCAUCGUAAAUACCGUAAAAAGCAUCGGAAUGAGUUUCAGCUUCUGGUGGAUCAAGCCAAAAAAGGAUACAAGAAAACUGGUGGAGUAUUAAAAGACAAACUAAUGAAAAAAGAUGAAUCUGCAGAAAAGAUGUUAUCUGUGUGCUUGGAUGAUACAGUGAAGUUCUCAGGUGUGGCACCCACUGCAGACCACUUUCACCCGUCACAACUGGGCUCCGCAUUGAAGCUGGAGCCCGAGAGAGCAGAUGAUUCUUCUAGUUGUACUGAUAUUCAGGAAGUCUCGUCAGAGUCAGAUUCAUGCAAUAGCUCCAGUUCGGACAUCAUCAGGGACCUUUUGGAGGAGGAGGAGGCCUGGGAAGCCGCGCACAGAAAUGAUCUUCAAGACGUAGAAACAAGCCCAAGACUGAAUCGCCGCACAAGAGCAGCUGAAAGUGCGGAGACCGAACCAAGAAAUAAGCGCAACAGGAAUUAGCGCCUUCUGCCGGCUUCCAGUCCACGAUCGGAACACGGGAGCUUCACUGCUGAGUGACUGUAGAUGCAUAUUUAUAAAUGACCAAGGAACGAUGUGAAAUCCUAAAUGUUAUAUUAAUUUCUAAAUCCUAAUCGUAAAUAUUAACGAAUUUCUAUUCUUUCUGGAAAAUAUUUAUCUUUCUGGGAAAGGAGAAGUUUACAAAGCACUGUCCCUUGAUCUGUUGCCUCUAAAACGUUAGCAUCCACUUGCUCCCUCCCUCGGGUGGGUGGACUGCUUGCAAAGGGAUUUGUUUGCUUUCUGAGUUUCAGGGUCUCUACUAGCCGUUCUCGUUUUCUCCCAACCUCAGAAGAUUCUUCUCAGCCUCCACAUCGUAUCAAGCAGCUGGUUAGGGCUCUGUGUUCUGCCAGACUUACAUGCUUGGGAGUGUGAGAACCUGAGGCCGGGCUGCUAUGGGGUUCCCUGGUGGGUCCCCCAAGAUCAGUGGAGUUGUUUGUUAGAUUUGUGUUUCACGUAUCACUUGAAGUUGUAUUUUAAUUUAAAGUCACAAAGUUAGUGUUAUAAUUUUUUAAGUUACAAAGUUAAUAUUAAUAACUUUACAAGUUACAGAGCUAGUAUUGUCGUUUGUAAAAGUUACAAAGUUAGUAUUAUUAAUUUUUUAAAGUAAAAAGUUUAAAGUCACAGUAAGUUUGAAAUAGUAGACAUUUUCUUCUGAAAUGGCACUUAAAAAUGACUACUUUUAGUAUUUUUUAAUUUGAGCCAAUGAAACUAAUACUAUGAAACCCAGCUUUUAAAAUAUGCAAUAAAUGGAUUUGCAAGUGAAGAGACUAGGUCAAAUUGGAAUAAUGUCCUCAGGAUGGUUUCCUGCGAACGGUGGAGUACGGGGCUACAGAAACUGUUAGUGCGCUGACCAGGAAUUGUGGUCUGUGUACAGAACGUUGUGCCUUCCCCAGUUCUUUGGGAUUUCAGAGUUGGCCUGUCCCUCUGCCACCCACAACCCAAAUAUAUCAGCAUCCAAAUAACAUGACAGCAGGUGUGGCAAGGAUAAAACAUCAAAUUCAGGAGAGUGCUGGGGGUGGAAUUUGUGAUUUCGCCUUUCCAAAGUGUAUCUCUGUAGACAUUGGUCCUUGAAUGUGCUUUGGGGUUUCAGACUGUGGAGUGUCAUGGUAACAGUUUAUCCUCUCAGCACUGAAAUCCACUGUUUGUCUUCUUCAGGAGGGCCUUGAGUUUCAAGUGGAUAGAGAAGAAUGUGUCGUAGUCAUUGUGUCUGCCUCAAGCCAAGUGGUGCAUUAGGGAAGCUGACAGCAGCGUCCAGACCAAGUUUCUCAGUGUGUCUGCGGUGAGAUGAGUGAGCAGGAUCAGCAAAAGGAGACUGCUGCAGGUGUGAUAUUAGCAUCACUGAGUGGCCGGAAUCCAUGCUACAUGCUUGUUUCAUUAAACAUUACACAGCCCACUGUAAGUUAAGCAGGAAGUGAUUGCUAUUUUAAUUUCAGCAAAAGGAAUAUUUCAAGGGCUCGGUAGGACAGGAUGGGGACCGGGUACAUGAAUUCCUUCAGUAAAUAUUUGAUAAUCUACUUAGUUAUGUAUCUUUGCUAUGCUGAGCACUGGGAAGCACAAGAGGUUACCAAAGGUGCUCAGUAGGACAGGCAGGAAGAAUUCAUACCUUAGGGUACGUUUGACCAGUUUUGAUUUUCAUAACUGGAGAUGGGGCGCGAGGGGGUACUAACCCCACAGGGGGAGGCCAGGCAUGCCACCAGCUGUUGGAAUAAAGCCAGCCCCUUCGUGUGAGUCUCCUGGGGCCAGGGCCACAUCCCAGCAUUGCAUAGGUUGGGUCCCUAAGUGACAGACGCUCCCCACUCCAGUGUGGGAGGCUGCAAAGUCUUAGAUCAGUAGGCAUUUUCUAGGCCUCUUUCCGUGGCUUGCAAACAGCUGCCCCCUUGCUGUGUCCAAGCAUAGUCUUUCCUCUGUGCGCGGUGUCUGGUCCAUAUUUCUCCUGACAAGGCCACAGUCACAUUGGCUCAGCAGCUGCUGUGUGACCACGUUUCACUUCCUUUUCCUCUUCCAGGACCCUGCCUCUACAUAUACCCACAUGACGACCGCUGGGACUUAGGACUUCCAUCCUAUGUUAUUUUGAAGAGGGCACAAAUUAGCAAAAUAAAGGAUUAAACAUUUCAAAUUUCAGUGGUAACAAGAUAGAGAAACCCAUAUCUAAAGAACCCCCAGGUUGCUGCAACCAGUAUAGCUUUUGGGGUUCCUGGGGCAGAAAACUGUAAAAGGAUGAGAAAAUACAGAAGAGAUGAAAGCUGGGGUCAGGUGGAGGCCUCUCCUGAUGAGAGGAAAGGAACUUCCCCCUACUAUAGGGUCGUUUAUUUAUACUAUGACAUGACACCCCCGUUGCCUAGGAAUCCACCUGUAUGGCAAACCAAAGGCCUGAUGGGAGUGGGGCUUGGAGUGGCUGUUUCUGGGGCUCGCUGUAGGUGGUCUUUGUGGGCCCAACAAAGGUGUGGUCAGUUUCCAUCUUCAAGGGCUUCCUACACCAGGUUUAUCUGAAGAAUGAGGCCUUUGAGCAUUUACUGAGAUUUAUGUGUUAGUACUUAGGAUUGAAAACAAAGUGUAUCAAUUUAAUAAAGAUUAAGGAAUCUAGAGUGUUAGAUUCAAAAUUAAAACUGAUAGGCUUUUAUUUCUAAAAUUGACCUUUUAGUGAAAAUUUAAUCACUCCAACUUAGAGUCAUUCACUGAUUGUUUCCCUUUUUGCCUAUUAUCUUGGGGUGUAACAGCUGCCAGUGGUCUUAUCAAGUCCAAAUAGUUGUUCAGGCCAUAGUCAGGUGGUCUGUGACUUUCCAAACUAUUAGCAUCUGAUAGAAUAAAAUAGCAGUUCUCCAAAGGAGACUUUUUCCCAUUAUAUUGGACUUUUUAUUAUAAAAUAAUUAUGAACAUUAGAGGGGAAAGUUAUAACCAUUAAAUUCAUUACCAUUUUGAUGAUCUUUGUUGGAUUUUAGUCUUAGUGCAUUUUAGACGUCUGGAAGAAUAACUAAGGCUAUAAACAAGUCAAAUUAGUAUUAACACCCAAGUUACUGGCUUUAUUCCCACCUACACUUACACCUUACUUACAGAGGGCAUUUUGCUAGCCCUUCCCUGAUAUUCCUGGGUAUCCUUAGGCCGCAGACUAUUCUGAAUUCAGAUGCAAGUCCAUGCUUACGUAUGUUGCUGGUCUCACAGAUUCCUGCUCUCAGCCUGCCCACCUCACGCACACACCAUGAUAUACACAUGUAUCAUGUGCAUCACAGGUGGUCAGUGGAGAGGCCUGCAUGCCAAGGAUACAGGCCAGCACAGUCCCAGAUGCUGGGGCAGCCUGGUCAUCCUGGCCUUGCUUUGUUCCCCGUGGAAGCAGGAGCCAGCUCCCCCAGUUUCAGUGCCUCGUGACUUGGAUCCGCAGUACCCUCAUGAAAAAUGUGUCCUUCUCCGGGGCCUUUGCUUCUUUCUCUGUUCUCUUUUCCUUCCCGCACUUGCCUUCUCUCUGCUAUUAGAAUGCUGAGUCAGGUGCGAUGCAAAUUGGAGAAACUCCCCUGGUGGCACUCCUGUAGACUAGAAAGAGAGACAAACACUAAUCAGUAAUUACUCAAGUCAACUUAGAGUAAGUGCAGGGGCGGGCGGGAAGGUGUGAGUGACUGAGUGCAUAGGCCACCUCCACAUAUACACGCAUGGCUUCCAUUUGGCACUAAAAGAGUUCCCAGUGCAUUGUCUGUACCCCUGAAUGGUUGACAGCAGUCCGUUGGAGCACGUGCCACCUUGUGCAUAGACAUUUUAUUCUUGGACACUUGGAUUACUCCCAGUUUUUGUCCAAUUAUGAAUAAUUAUGAACUGAACAUCAUGAUCAUAAUUUUUUUCAAUAUAUGUGAGUACUUCCUAAGGAAUUAUUAGAACAUUAGCUUUUAAUAAAAUAGUGGCCAGGUUUUCAAAAUAAGUAGGACAAAAGUUUUAAAUUCUCUGGGAAACUUGUUCUGUGAGUUUUUAAAUAAUGUGUAGUAGAAAUGUACUGGAGCUCUUUGGUAGGAAUUUCACAGAUGUAAACGUGCUGCUUCUGUUAACUAUCAAAGCUGAAGAUCCAAAAUUGGCGGGUACUGAGUAAGACAUUGUUACAGUUCUGAGCACCUAAAGAACUUUGGUCAUGUCAAAACACCGUACCCCACACCCACAACUCCAGGGAGGAGAGCUUCAUUUUUGGCUCAUGUUGGUAGAGGUUCAGUCUGCAGUUAGCUGGUCCAGAGCAGAAGCGGCUUGGGACAGGCAUGCGGGUGAGAGCUGCUCAUGUCACAGCAGCCAGGAGGUGCGGGGUCGAGGGCAGAGGUGGCAAGGUGAGGGGAUCCUGUCUCCCGACCAGGGCUGGUGUUUGUUUUUCUAGCAGACUACAAAUGCAGUGAUACCGAAUUGUGAGGCGACGAGUAGUCAACUGUGAACUGUCCAGACCACCUUACUCUUCGUGCAGGGUAGAACACUGAGAGGCCUGGGCUUCCGCUUGUCAUGACAGAUCACUUACCAAAGCACGCUCUUCAGGAAGAAUGAAAUGGAACCCACAGGAAAAGAAUGAGAUGCAAAAGGCAAUGAAGUGGGCUAAAAAAGGGGGCAGAUUUUAAGUAAAUACAGAAUUGAGGUGGGGUGAAGAGGAAGGGAUUAAAACAAAGUGGAAAUAAAAUAUUAGUAACCGGGCAUCCUGCACAACUAAAAUACCAGCACCCCAGAGGCCGAGGCAGGAGGAUCAGCAGGAGUUCUGGGCUAACCUGGGCUACGUAGUGAGUUCAAGGCAAGCCUGAACUACACAGUCAAACCAUGUGUCAAAACACAAAUAAAUGAACUAUUAGAUAAUAAUGUAGGGCUUGGGAGAGGAUGAUUAGACUGGGAAGGCACCCUGAGCCAUUAGUAUUCUGUGGGAAACAUCAGCCUGCUUGGAUCUGUUUAACAUUCUAAGGUAAUCCUUUGUGGACACAAACUGCAUUAUUUUCUAAGCUUGAAAGUGGGAUUAAGGAAAAUGCAAUUAAACCAUGGUGAGGCAGAGAAAGAAUGAGGGCUGCACACUAAGAACAAGCAUAGCUCUGGAAAACAAAACAAGCUCCCGUGUAUCAGUAAUUAUAUGUAAAUGAUAUAACCCAAAUUCUUUUUUUAAAGAGGGUAAGAUUAAACAAAACAAAACAGAUCAUAAGGAAACAAUUUUAAGAAACAUGGAUUUCAAAGCAAGUCCACUGGAGAUCUUCACUGUCUAUCAUAUUGUCUCUAGCUUGCUUCCACAUAGUUGUCCCCAUCUUCACAUAUUGAAUACAUACUGAACAUUAUAGAACUAAUCAGAUCAUUACAGGAUGAUGAAGGCUUUCUAGGUCUUCAAGACCUGACACUGGGGAAGUCAACAAUGACUGCCAUAAUGUCUCUCAUUCUCUUCGAAGUAGCUGUCCUUAUCUUUAUGUAUGCUGAAAUUAAACAUGAAACUAGACUAAUAUCACUCUGAGCAGUGAAUAAUAGUAUUGCUAGAUUUUAUAUCAUAAUGCUAUUGAAUUAGCACUGGGUAUCUUAGUGUCUCUUCCUCAGAAGAUCUGUGCAUUACAUUGUGCAUUAUAUAAUCUGUUCCCAUAAACUGUUCAGAAAUUUUCGACAUGUGUGACUCUCUACAUGUAUAUCUAUCCUUUCUGUAUUAUAGGGAAAAACAGAUCAAAACAAGACAACAAAACAAAUUCCUGGAAAAAAAUGAAAAAGGUCAUAUAAAAGCACAAUAUUAGGUGAUCUACAGUAGUUACUAUGCUUUCUCUUGUUAUUUUCAAUAAAAUUGUCUACAUCAGACAUAAUAUAAUUGAGCAUAGCAUUACAUAGCAAUUUUAAUAAAAACACACCAUUGGAGACAUUGUAGACUUCAUUGUAGAACACCAUGGAGACUUCAAAAGCAGUUAGUCAUCAAACCAGAAUGGAUAUCUUAUUACAUCUUGUCAUCUUCAGAGUAGUUGCCUCUGCUCUUAGACUUGAUACUACCAAGCAUACCAAGUUCGAAUAAAAUCAGUCAAGACAAAACAGCGGUCUAAACCAGCUUCAAAUAAGAUCUGUCAUUGUAAGACAAUGUAAGUAAUACAGGGCUUCAGUUUAAGUUAAUAGGGAAUUAAGGAUAGUUACUGUGGGAUAUCCUGCUAUUUUUGGGUUAGCUGUCUGUGCCCUCAAAUCUAGUAUGAGUAGACAGACUGGAACAAAAUAAAAUCAAACUAAACAGAGCGAUAAGACUCUGUGGCUUUUAAAUCCUGAUACACUAUUAACAGUGUCCUCUGCCUUUUUUUUAGGCAAUUCCUCGCCUUUCCCUUUCUCAGGGUGCCUUGUAUAUUUUGGGUCUCUCUAGCUCCUUUAGUUUUUAGAUUAGGGGUCAACCUGUUAUCUAUCUGAGUGGUGCCGAACCUUUUUACUCCUGAGCUUGAUCUUGAGCUGUACUCCUGUACUAACUAAAGCCACAAGGUUUUCCUUCUAGCUGAGUAGUUCUCCACUGCACAAAAGUGUCAUGACUUUCCAACCUAUCUGUGGCUGCUGGACGAGUUGUCCCUAUUUCUCUCUGGUUCCCUGUCACAUAGAGCAUCGUUUUCUCAUCUUUGACUUUCAGUUUAUUAACCCUCUUUCAGGUUGAGUAUAUUUCCUAUUCAGAGCAUCUCGAUGGAUCCUGCCUCCUAAUCUACUCUGCCUGUGUUUCUUUUUGUUUGUAUAUCAAGGCUACGUAUAUUAGAGAUUAUAGCCCACUUUCUCUGUCUCAUCUCUGCUAUUCUAUUUUUCUUCCAUUAUUUGUCCACUUUUCUCCUCAUUCUGCUGUCUGCCCCAUUCAUUGAGGCCUCUCUGCCACUGUUGCUGGAGUCCUGGUAUUUUCUCUCUCUCUCUAGAAAGUCCUUCAGUAUUUUUUGUAGGGCUGAAUUGGUGGCCAUGAACUCCCACAGUUCCUCCUUGUCUUGGAAACACCUUGUUUCUCCAUUAAUUUUGAGAGAGAGUUUUUCAGGGUACAUCAAUCUGGGUUGGAGGUUAUUUUCUUUCAGGUCUUGGACUACAUUCCCCCAGGCUCUUCUUGAUUUGAUAAUUUGUAUUGAGAAGUCUGUCAUUAUUUUGGUGAAUUUUCCUUUGUAGGUGAGCUACUUCUUUUCUCUGACCGCUUUUAAUAUUCUAUUCUUCUGGUCGAUUUCUGGGAUCUUGAUUAUUGUAUGUCUGGGUGUAGAUCUGUUUUGGUUGUAGGUGGCUGGAGUUCUGUAUGCCUCAUUUAUCUGGAUAUCAUUUCUUUUUCCUAUGCUUGGGAAGUUUUCCUCAAUUCUUUUUGUGAAUAGUCUUUGUAAUUCGUUUGUGGUUACUCCUGCUUCUUCACUCACAUUUUUUAUUCUUAUGUUAUAGAUUCUCUUGUUAUCUUCUAGCCUUUGAAUUGUUACUUUCUGGUUCCUUGUUAUUUUUAAGAGGUCUUUUCUUUCACAAUCACACAUGGCAAAUCUAUCUUCCAAGUUUUGGAUGGCUGACUUUUGUUUGUUUUUGCCAGCUUUCAAUGGAAUUUUUAAUUUCCUGGUAAUCUCUUUGGAUCUGUUUCAUGUAUUCUAGGUUUUGUUUAUAUUCUUCACCAAAGGUUUCUCAUCCUUUUCUGGGUUCCUCCAUUCUUCCAUCUGUGUCUUCUUGAGAGGGGCUUAGCAUUUCUUUUAUUUUUUUAUAUCUUGCCUCACUUGGGUUAGAAUUUCAGUUUUAAGUUCAUCUAUGAGGUCAUGAAGGUAUUUCUUUAUGUUCGUUGAUGUUGUGGCCAAUAUUGCAUGAUUGCUACUGGUUCUCUUCUGUAUUUACUUCUCCUGGGCUUAUUUUCCCAGGGUCAGCUGCUGCAGGUUUUUUGUUAUUUUUUUUCUCUUGUCAUGUUUCUGGUUUCUUUCAGACAGGUGUGUGGUAGAGGUCUCAGGCCCUCUUUGUACUGUUUAUGGUUUUUCUGAAGCAUGCUGGCUGGGGGCUUGCUGCCCUCUCCAGUUUGCUGUUAUCUGAGGUGCAUGCAGGGACUGUGGGCUGGCCCUACUUCUUUGAGCCAGGCAAUCAGUGAGUGCCUUCGGCAACUUAGGCUGUGCUAUGGUGGACAUCACAGGGUUGGAACAGUUUCGUCCCUAGCUAUUGAGUCCCGACCAGGGCCAUGACUCAGCCCAAGCAGGUCCCAUGAGUCUGCUUUGGGCCAGGGGCAGCUGACGCCGCCACGGCACCAGUCUCAGGCCUAUUCUGCCCAACUCCAAUAUAUCUUCCAACUGGCCACACAUGCCAUGGGAUCCAACUUCCAGCACUCACCGAGAAUUAAUGCAGUUCUCCACCUUGGCUCCAGUCCAUGCUGCACCAUGUCCGCCAAGGGCCCGGGACUCACCAACUCCCGUUAUCGGCGGCCAUGGCUUUAGCGUGACCUUGAAUCGUGUGACUCCACCGGGUGUCCGGCUCUAGACUUCCACCCGCAUUUUUCCUUCCUCUUCCUAUUUUUCUUUUUCCUUCAGUUUCCUCGUGGAUCACGAAAAUCCCCUCUCCCCUCGUCCAGCCCUCUCCAUGUUGUCAAGUUCCAGCAUCUGAGCUGUUUUUCCCAGAGAGGCUCUCUAACCAGCCACCUGUCAAGCUGCCAUCUUCUUCACUCCACAACUCAAAUUCUUAGUAACAUCCAACAUUUAUGACACGUGUCUUAGUGCCAGGACUGUGAGUUUUGUUGGUGUUAACUCUUUGUCAUCACAAACAUAGCUCUUAUAGGUAAGGAAACUGAGGCAAAAGGCAAGACAUUCUCCAGCAAUACACCACUACCUUGUAUGAGAAUGUCUCAGAUUAGGUUUUAGACACUGAGCAACCUCUGUGCUGUUGCCAAGAAAUAUAAUGACAUGAAAAGCAAGAGGUAGGAAAAGAUGCCAGACAAAGCUAAUGAAAUGAUUAUAACAAACUAGCCUUUUAUAAUCUUUUCAUCCCACUGUGAAUUAGUGGAAUUUUGUUAUUGAAGACUGAAACAUGGAUUAGCUUCUCCAAAGGAUUACAGUUUUUUAUUAGAAAGGAUUAGAGCAAGUGCUGGAACAAGAAAUGGGCAGUUUACUCCCGUCGGAGGUGUGAGUGUUGGCUUGGUGCUCUGCCACUUGGCUCUUCCUGUGGUCCCUGCCCUCCAGGAACACCGUGCUUCACAUUGUCAUGCCAUUGCCCACAGCCCCACCUCUAUGAGCAUUCCUCUUUCCAUUUGGGAAAACAGACCCACUAGUAAAUACUCAUUUAACGACUACUCUGUUAGGACGUAACAGAUGUAGGAGAAAGAAGCUCUCCGAGGAGCGGCUCACUUUUCCUCCCUGCUUCUUUGCUUCCUCUUUGGUGACUAGACACUUGGGCUGAAAUGUAGACCAGCAGAGCUCUUUGUUCUGAGGUCAACAGUCAGCCAGUUUGUCUCUCACCUUCUAGAUCCCUUUGUUGAACGAGUUUUCAGCACUGAUGGAAUGUUCUCCAUCUCUACUGUCCAGUGUGGCAGCCAUUGGAACACUGUUGAAGAACUGGAUUGUCAUUGUAUUUCAUCUAAUUUUCACAAACACAUACAUAAAGACCAGCAUCAAUACUCGAUUUAGGUCUAGAACAACUCUAGAUUAUCAGACUGGGGACUGGAUGUCUCUAUCAGGCUCCCUAACUAUUCAAGUAUUUCAAGCUUGGAGUGGUCCUGCUGCCAUCCUUUGUCCUUCAUUGGAGUGAAGAGACAAGAACCCACAUCUUCUCUUUGGGAAGAAAGGAAAAUGGGGCUCUCAAUAAAGUUCACUUGAAAGAAAUUCCAGUUCUUCCUCAAGACUUUACACCAUCCUGGUAGCUCAAGAAUUCAUUGUGUAGCAAGUUUUUAUCAUUUUUUGCAAAUUUAGGUGAUUUGAUUCCAACCUCUCCUUAACACUUGUUAUUUAUUAUCUUUUCUCAGUUAGGACAUUUGAGUAUAUUGUUCCACGUAGAACUUGGUUUUGAUUCUUUGAAUUUGGCUUCUUUGGAUACUCCAUCCAAAUGCAAUGAUUCAGUUUGUCUUUGUGACUGAUGGGCUUCACUCCACACAUUGUCUGCAAAGUUCAUCACAGUGUUCCAUAUAAUUGGCUUUCCACCUAAGGUGGAAUAAUCUCCCAUGGUGUGUAAAUGCCAUGUUUCUCUUUCUUUAUUCUUAGGUGGACAUCUGAGGUUUCCUAUUUUUCUUUCCUACUGUGAGUAAUGCCACAGUGAACAUCUCGGGCAGAUGGCACCUUACACUCCAGGUCGUUUACAAGUGGAAUUGCUAUGCAUAUGGUAGUUCUAUUUUUAGGUUUUUGACAACCCUUCAUGGAGUUGUCCACAGCAGCUGUACUAUUCUGUCAUCCCAUCAUUUGUGCAUGAGGAUUUCAGUCUCUACAUCCUCAUCAACAUUUGCUGUUCUUUGUUCCUUUUAUGAUGGCUACGAUAGUGGGUAUAAAGUGAUAAUUCCUUGUGGCUUCAUUUGCAUUUCUUAAUGAUUAGUGAAGUUAAGCAUCUUUUGAUAUGUUUCUUGACCUUUUUUAUAUUUUCUUUGACAACAUUUUCUCAAGUCCUCCAUCCAUUUUUAAAUCAGAUUAUUUGUUGUUUUAGAAUUUAUCUCUGAUCUCAUCUUUCCCAAAACACCCUGGCCUUUGAGAUUUAUUGAGGCACCCUUCGCAGUUUGCCCUUUGUAUGCCUGCUCCUCAGCACAUCCUCUUCCUGAUACAACAAUUAUCUCAGUGGUACAACUUCUCUGGUUGGUUUCCCCACAGCAGCCAUAGUGUAACCAUAGUGGAAGUGCCUGGGGCUACAUCUCCUCUUUAGCCUCUGCCUCUUGUCCUCCCACUGCUCUCUAGAGGGAAGCUGCUCAGAUUCUAUCACAGUUGCUGCACAUUGUGCACAGUCUCAGGAACUAACCUUUCUACCUCAUUGUCUUGGUUACUUUUCUCAUUGCUGAGACAAAAUGCCUGAUGCCCAAAAUGAAGAAAAGAAAGGUUUAUUUAGCUCACAGUUUGUGGAGGUUUCAGUCUAUACUCAGCUGGCUCCAGGGCAGGGUGACAUGACUCAGAGUCAGCCAUUCAUGGUGGCUGUGGUAGGUAACACAAGCAACCAAAGCAGAAGGGCAAAAGGGAAAAGUAUACCUCAUUCCCUUCCUUAUAUUGUAUGCCGGCUACCCACUCCUGGACAGAUGCAGCACUCACCACCAGUCCCAGUGCUAGACAAUGAACCAAUCAUAAAUGCUAGACUCAGCUGCCUCCAUAACUGCACGAGGCUUUGGGGGCACACCAGACACAAACCGUAACAUUCCACCACUGGUCCCCCAAAGACUCAUGCAUAUCCUUUAUGCAAAACACAUUUAGUCCAUCUCUAAGGGUUGCCAAAGUCCUAACAGUUUCAGCAUUGCUGAAAAGUCCAAGUCCCAAGUCUCCUCUGAGAUUUACAGCAAACUUUUAACUGUAACCCCAUGUUCAAAUUAAAACAAAGAUAAACACUUUGAAUAGGCAGUAGCACAAGAUACACAUUACCAUUCCAAUGAGUACAAAUGGGGAGAGACAAAUGGGACUAAAGCAAGUCCAAAAUCCAGCAGGGCAAACAUUACCUCCUGGAGUUUAAUGUUCAGCAUCUAAAGAAAUCUGGUUGUGAACUCCAAAGAGCUUGAGUGACUCUUCCCCCAUGGCACUUGUGGUUCUUGCUCCCGUGGCUUCUCUCUUGGGCUGACUUUGCUCCCUCCUUACAGAUUUUCUUAGAUGAUCCAAACUUCUGGGUUCUCGAUCUCAUCUUUGGCUUCAUACUCACAGCUUUGCAUAUUGGCCUUUCAGGGACAUACAGCUUGGCCUUCCAGGCCUUCUGCAAUUGGGGUGGAAGCUCUUUUAACCUCAGAACUCUUACCUUCUGCAUACACCUAAAACCAGUGCCAUGUGAAUGAUGCUGAGGUCUCCUGCCUGUUGGAGCAGUAGCCAGGCUUUCCUCUCUCUUGGCUGUAGGGGUCAAGUGCCUGGAUCCCUGAGCACUCUGAAGCUGAUUCUGAGGAACACACUCAAACCUGGUGUGACUGCCACCACCAUUCUGGAAAAUGGUGCUCUGUUUCCUUUUCCUCAAAGCAAAGUCUUUCACUUUUGCAGUUAUGAGGCUGUUAAGUAUGGAAACCCACUGCUGCUUGUGAUGUCCUAAGGCCAUCUUUUAUAUACUCUAGUUCUUUCUCAACAAUAGAGAUCUCAGCUCUAUCUUAGCAGUCCACGGCUUUACUAGAGACUUUUUCCUGGCCAAACUCAAAACACUUCAGAUCACCUUGCUGGGCUCUUUGCUCUUGAUUCACAACAUAAAUCUGUCUAAAAGCCCUCAACAAUAGCCAUGCCAUCACUUCAAUAUUUGACUGUCUUGAAAUGUCUUCUGCCAGAUUAAUUAAUCCACCACCCUUAAUCUUAGUUACACACAUGAGCAAAAUGCAGAGAAACUUUCUGCCAGGCUAUGACACACAUUGUCUGGAGUAAAACAACAACCAAUGUAGUCCUUCCCAGUAGAAACCUCCCAAGCCUGGUCUUUACUGGUUUUCUGAGCUGUGACUAGAAUCUCUCAUACAAAACACCCCACGAUGUUACAGCUCUACUCUUUCAGGUUUGGGUAACAUCUCCAAACCUUUCUAAACUCCACAAGCCAUUCCCAAAGGCUCCUGAACCACAUGAUCAGGUAUAGUCACAGCAACAACCCCACUCCCGGUACCAAAUUCUGUCUUGGUUACUUUUCUCAUUGCUGAGACAAAAUACUUGAUGCCCAAAAUGAAGGAAGGAAAGGUUAACACUCAUGUGGAAUUUUGUGUCCUUACUUUCCCAUGGCUGUCUACUCAUCAGUUCUAGAACCUCUGUGACAUCUUCUCUUGGAAGCCUUCCUAGACUCUGCUCUAGACUCUGUUUCAUUUCCUUCCUAGUAUACUGUCCAGAGUUAUUUAUUUGCCUACUUGUUAAUUGUUUUCAUUUCCUUACCAGAAUAUUAUCUCUGUGGCAGGAGGAGCUCUGUGAUAUUUACUACUAUGUCCACCAGGCCUUGAAUUGUGUCUAGUACAUGAGAGACUCCAAGAACCACGUGCUGAAAGACAACAAAAACAAACAACUGUUUGCUACCUGGCUAUCUCCUUUCUCAUUGGAACAUGAGGUCAUGAGUCUGGGGACCUUUCCUGUGUGGUCUAUGCUUCUGUGUUCCCAGGGUUUCGUGCAGCAUCCAAGCAUGGGGGUAGCAAUAGAGCUAUGAGAAAUGAGGUCUUGCUGUGGGAGCAAAAAGAUCUCAGAUCAGGAUCCGUUGACUCAAUUUCCUCCUUUCCUGUUUUGGUCUUCUAUCUACUGUUCAGCUAUUUCAGAAAUGCAUGAUUCAACUGAAUGAAAAUAGCAUCAAUUAUAUUACGUGAACUGCUUACUGCUUAACCAAAUCUUCAUGGUUCAGUGAUGGAGGGGUAUGUAUAUGUCUCUGCCCGUGUGAUAAUCUUUAUCAUAAGCUUACAAACACUAUUGCAUUUCUUUCUCUAUGAAGUUUAUUACUUUGUAUUUAUGCCCACUCUCAACUGAAAAGAAUUCUAAUCACCAUUAAUGAGGAUUUAAAUUGCUGAAGGUAUUUACUGUUUUUUACUUAUACUUAGCCUUUAGUUUUAUUUCUUUGCACCUAAAUUUAAUUUUGCUUUGAACUCCUUCGCAUUAACUUGUAUAUUAGAUACACAAAUCUUCAUUUGAAGAUGACUAAGAAACUCCUGAUGCUAAAAGGGUUUACUCCACCUUCCUCAAGGCCUUCAAGGAUUUUGCUAAUGGCUUUCAUUUGUCUAACAGAGUAUCUGCAGCCUCCGUGUCAUACUGAGAUGCUCUGCACUGACAUCUCUUUCUCUGAAGGCUUUGUGACAAGUGUUCAUGUUGUGUAUAAGAGCUCUGCUCUCCGUAUAUCUACUAAUCUCUUCAAGGGACAGACAAGGGGUUUGUCUGAAGGAUUAGGGCAGCUGCGGGCAUGGAGGGGAAAAGAGAGAACAAGACCUGAAAUCAUAUUUUUAUUCUCUUGAUCUUAAAUUCAAGAUGACAAGAAAUGUUGGAGCUUGAAAUAAAUCUACCUUAAAGACUACUUAGAGGCUGCUUUGUUCCCAGAGGACAAGUGGCCACCCCAGCCACAGAGCUGAAAUGCAGUCCGCAUGGAAACCGACCUUCCCUUUGGACAAGGGAAGGUAAGGUUACCAAGGAGCUGUUAACACUUCUGAUGGCUCAUGGUGAAAUUUUGAGUUAGUCCUCGGAACAUUCCUUAUGUUUCUUACCUGUAAAAUGUGUCUGCUCAUUCCUGCCUUUCUAUCUGCUAGAGAAAAGUCCCAAUGAGUUAUCAACAGAUUAUUUUAUUAAGUAUCCAAUUGUAUAUGGAAUAGUGCAGGCCUUUUACAGAAGAGUAACAGUAUCAUGAUAAUACCUUUAAUUAAUCUAAUUCUUGAAAUAUUUAUUUUAAACAAUCCAUUAUUGUGGUUUAUUGCUCAUAAAGCACAAAAAUGUUUACAGUAAGAAGCCUCCCCACCACUACCAUUUUAUGUCUUGGAUUUAAAUGCUAUGUCCAAGCUUUUCUUUCCAAAUUGUUAUUCCAUAGGCAUUGGCUGAAUUAGAAGCUUGGGUCUGAAGUAAGAAAAACAGGUGUGGAUGUGUGUCUGCCUGUAGAAAUACUGGGUGGAGACUUCCAAGACCGCAACUUGGAAAGCUCUUCAGAAGUCAGUAGAUGGGGGAUGUGUCUUGUCACUUGCUCAUUUGCUGGUGCCCACAGCUCAUGGGAGGAGAGGUUUAUUGUGGGUCAGGUUUCAGAAUUUUCAGUCUGUGUUUGGCAAGAGUAUUAAACACUGAAGCAGCACAGUGAAGAACUGGCAGAGGACAGCCGCUCACAUCAUGAUGUGCAGGAAACAGAAGGUAGGAGCCGGAGAGGAAGACAGACAGACCCCUCCCAGUCAUGCCCCCGUGACUGGAACGGCAGGUCAGCUGCAUGGCCCUCACGAUUCCGUCACCUUCCAAAGCCCUGCCUUUCUCUAUCCAAACUGUAAGAGCUUGCCGGGAAGUUUUUGGGUGGUGUGGGGUUCACUGCAGGGUGCCAUUUUCCUGGGUGCUUCUUGCUGAGUAGAAACCUGGAAAGUCACAGAGGACUCUGCAGAACAUAACCUGAUUGUAGGACCUUUACUGCAUUGUCUUUAUAAAUUGAAGAACAGAAGUAUGGCAGAAUUAGUGUAAAAAUGAUUAAAUAAUUAUUGAGUGAAUUUAGAAUCUUGCAAUGUUGGGCUGGAAGAAGCCUUUGAGAUCCUCUAGCCUAACCAUUUGAGUGGCUGAAUACUAGAUGUCCUCACAUCUGGGACUGGACCUGCUGAACUUUGUCCCCAGCUCUGUAUCGUGUACAAUUUUAUGUCUGUUUAGGAGUGUCACGUUUAAGGGGCACGCAGGUGAAAAGGACCAUUUCAGCAUGUGGGGGAUAAAUGAAAGAAUUGCACUUCUUAGGCUUAGGAGAAGGAGAGGAAAUUUUAGAGCACAGAUACGUCGUCCUUGUCUGGAUGGCCUGACAGUGAAGCAGUGUCCUCAGUAGUUCGAAAUCAUACGCAGCACCAGCGAGUCGAGGCUCUGGGGCUGGGACUCAGCGUAGGCUGGGAACCUUUUGAACGGUGGGAGCUGCGGGGAGCUGCCAGUCAGGAUCCAGCAUCCCACAGGGCCGCAGUUUCAGCAGAGGCUGCGUGGCCAGGGGGAAGGAGGGGAGGCGGGGUGAAGGCUGUUGGGCAGAGUCCACUGCCGGACUUGGGUGACUCUCAGAUCACUGCCCCCCGAGGCCCUGCACUUGGUCUGACACCAAGUAGAGCUUUCCUUUUGUGUGAACUUUCUGUAUUAAACCUCAUUAAAUUCAUUUAUUUGUGUUCCCCUUUUACUCAUCCACUUCGUUCCUAUUGGCGAAAGAUAAUGAGAUACAUAAUAAUUAUUGUCUUCCUCUUCCAUUGCUGCUAUAAUAAAUUAUCCCUAACUUAGUGGUUUAAAGGAA